AUGCCAGGUCCGAAAGCCCAGAGCUCCGGACGGGUGGUGAAAUUCCGCCGCACGGGGGAGAGCGCUCGGUCAGAGGACGAUGCAGCUUCCGGGGAGCAUGACGUCCAGAUCGAGGGGGUCCGAGUGGGCCUAGAAGCCGUGGAGCUGGACGAUGGAGCGGCUGUCCCCAAGGAGUUUGCCAAUCCCACUGAUGACACUUUUAUGGUGGAAGAUGCGGUGGAAGCCAUUGGGUUUGGAAGAUUUCAGUGGAAGCUGUCCGUUCUCACCGGCUUGGCUUGGAUGGCGGACGCCAUGGAGAUGAUGAUCCUCAGCAUCCUGGCGCCCCAGCUGCACUGCGAGUGGCGACUGCCCAGCUGGCAGGUGGCACUGCUGACAUCGGUGGUCUUCAUCGGCAUGAUGUCCAGUUCCACACUCUGGGGAAACAUCUCGGAUCAGUACGGCAGGAAAACAGGGCUGAAGAUCAGCGUGCUCUGGACCCUGUACUACGGCAUCCUCAGCGCCUUCGCGCCUGUGUAUAGCUGGAUCCUGGUGCUCCGAGGCCUGGUGGGCUUUGGGAUCGGAGGGGUGCCCCAGUCGGUGACGCUGUACGCAGAGUUCCUUCCCAUGAAAUCCAGAGCCAAGUGUAUUUUGCUGAUUGAGGUCUUCUGGGCCAUCGGAACCGUGUUCGAGGUGCUUCUGGCGGUGUUCGUGAUGCCCAGCCUGGGCUGGCGCUGGCUGCUCCUGCUCUCGGCCGCCCCGCUGCUCCUCUUUGCCGUUCUGUGUUUCUGGCUGCCAGAGAGCGCCAGGUACGACGUGCUGUCGGGGAACCAGGAAAAGGCAAUUGCUACUUUAAAGCGGAUCGCGACGGAAAAUGGAGCCCCCAUGCCACUGGGAAAGCUCAUCAUCUCUAGACAGGAAGACCGAGGCAAAAUGAGGGACCUUUUCACACCCCACUUUCGUUGGACGACUCUGCUGCUGUGGUUUAUAUGGUUCUCCAAUGCCUUCUCUUAUUAUGGCUUGGUUCUGCUCACCACAGAACUCUUCCAAGCGGGAGAUGUCUGCAGCAUCUCCAGCCGGAAGAAGGCGGUGGAAGCCAAAUGCAGCUUAGCUUGUGAGUACCUGAGCCAAGAGGAUUACAUGGACCUGCUGUGGACCACCCUGUCUGAGUUCCCAGGCGUCCUUGUGACUCUGUGGGUCAUCGACCGACUGGGCCGCAAGAAGACCAUGGCUCUGUGCUUCGCCAUCUUCUCGCUCUGCAGCCUCCUGCUGUUCAUCUGCAUUGGAAGAAAUGUGCUAACCCUCUUACUAUUCAUCGCAAGAGCGUUUAUUUCUGGAGGCUUCCAAGCAGCCUAUGUUUACACACCUGAGGUGUAUCCCACGGCGACGAGGGCGCUGGGCCUGGGCACCUGCAGCGGCAUGGCGAGAGUGGGCGCGCUCAUUACUCCGUUCAUAGCUCAGGUGAUGCUGGAAUCUUCCGUGUAUCUGACCCUGGCCGUCUACAGUGGCUGCUGCCUCCUGGCUGCUGUGGCCUCCUGCUUCCUGCCCAUCGAGACCAAAGGCCGAGCGCUGCAGGAGUCCAGCCACCGCGAGUGGGGCCAGGAGAUGGUUGGCCGAGGGACCAACAGCACAGGUGUUCCCAGGUCGAACUCGGGCUCUCAGGAGUAG
This is a messenger RNA of Apodemus sylvaticus (European woodmouse), 1644 nucleotides long. It is a transcript of the gene Svop, whose product is annotated as SV2 related protein. The record is from RefSeq and is a predicted model, not a curated record. The coding region runs from base 1 to 1644 and encodes 547 amino acids. Lineage: Eukaryota; Metazoa; Chordata; Mammalia; Rodentia; Muridae. Gene Ontology annotation, biological process: transmembrane transport. The transcript is spliced from 16 exons. Gene Ontology annotation, molecular function: transmembrane transporter activity. Gene Ontology annotation, cellular component: membrane.